Molecule: messenger RNA, 528 nt
Organism: Fusarium falciforme
Lineage: Eukaryota; Fungi; Ascomycota; Sordariomycetes; Hypocreales; Nectriaceae
Product: Histidinol dehydrogenase
Exons: 2
Coding region: 1-528 (175 amino acids)
Biological process (GO): L-histidine biosynthetic process
Cellular component (GO): cytoplasm
Molecular function (GO): histidinol dehydrogenase activity; NAD binding; metal ion binding
Source: RefSeq, a predicted model, not a curated record
AUGUCGGAAAAGGUGGGACGAGAGAUUAUGAAGAUUAUCGACAAGCUUCUGGAGAAACUACCUACUGCUGAGCUAGCUGGCACCUCCUGGAGAGACUAUGGGGAGGCCAUCCUCAUAGACAACAUCAACGAGGCGUACAAAAUUGCGCAUGAGUUCUCGAGCGAACACGUACAGAUCCUGACUCAAAACCCAAGAGAGGUGCUCGAAAAGAUGUCAAACUACGGUGCUCUCUUCCUCGGCAAAAAGACAUGCGUGUCCUACGGCGAUAAGUGCAUCGGUACCAACCACGUCUUGCUAACGCGAAAGCUGGGCAACUACACCGGUGGUCCCUGGGUGGGCAAGUUCCUCAAGACGCAGACGUACCAAGAGAUUGGGGACGAAAAGGCGAGCGGCGAGAUGGGCAGGCUCUGUGGGAGGUGUUCAAGGGCCGAGAACUUUGAGGCCCAUGCCAGGUCUGGCGACUUGAGGGCGCAAAAGUAUCUCGGGGAUGAGUAUGGAUGGAUCAACGAGGUGAGGGAGAGAUUGUAA